Molecule: messenger RNA, 1778 nt
Organism: Mucor mucedo
Lineage: Eukaryota; Fungi; Mucoromycota; Mucoromycetes; Mucorales; Mucoraceae
Exons: 2
Coding region: 76-1758 (560 amino acids)
Biological process (GO): inositol phosphate biosynthetic process; phosphatidylinositol phosphate biosynthetic process
Cellular component (GO): nucleus; cytoplasm
Molecular function (GO): inositol hexakisphosphate kinase activity
Source: RefSeq, a predicted model, not a curated record
GUUUUUUCCAUUUUAUUUUUUCCCAUUUAAUUUUAUUUUUUCUUUCUUUUACUCAACCAAAUAAUAAUAAUAAUAAUGCAAGCUAAAGAAUGUCACAUUUCUGACAUUGAAGACCAUGAGGAAGAAGAGUCAGGGUUUUAUGAAAGCAGUUCAGAAAACGACGAGUGCUCGGGCGACGAGCAUAAAUCACAUUACUUUGACCCGACCAAGAUUACAACCUCUUUACCUUUACUACCGUUCAAUAACCAAGUAGGUGGGCACGCGUCUUUUUUUCGGUUUUCGAAACGAGCGAUUUGUAAACCUGUAUCAGCCAGAGAGCAAGAGUUUUAUGAAGACAUGGAUGCUCACCAUCAUGAACUUUUACCGUUUACAUCGCAAUACAUGGGAGUUUUGAAUGUCACCUAUCGUCCUUCACAUACCACAGGCUUACCUGUACCUGAAGUCCUGUUUGAAAAAAACAAACACUUGCUACGCGAUUGGCGAGCAUGUAGCGAUCAACAACAGAUCAGAAGACGACACUCCUGUUCGCCGUCUACACAGCGUUCCAGAAAAUUCCAAGAACAAGUACUACGUGAAGUGUUCUCUCCUCAGGCAUUAAAAGAGCGUUUAUUACUGGCAGAGGAUUGGCGACGAAAAAAGGUUAUCGAGACAGCUCAUAGUUACACACCGAAAAAAACAGGCUUUAAUGAUGACAAUCCUAUUGUGGAAGGUGGUCGUUCCGUACCAAACAUGACUUCGACCUUUGAUGAUCAAUACGAAAAUAUUGACAAUAUGACACUGGAACCACGCAGACCUUCUAUCAUCAGCUCCACCUCUUCUUCGCCACGACAAAGACAUCAUAUCAAACAAGGCUCGGACGAGAUCUUUUCUAUGGAUGAUCUGGAUAUUCAACCGGAACCAAAACCAUUAGUUCAAGCCAAUUUACCCGUCUUACAAGUCGAUUCUUCAUGUCUGAAAAAUCAAUCCAACACAACCAUCAAUUCAGAUAACCCGUGGUCUCUGCAGAUCUAUAAUAGAGACCUCCAGCGUAUGAGGCAGCGCAGAAAUACCUUGACAGAAAAUGUUCAGAAAUUCAUCUUGAUUGAAGAUUUGACAGAUGGUGUCAGGUACCCGUGUGUACUUGAUUUAAAAAUGGGAACACGCCAGUAUGGUGUUUAUGCCACGCGUGAAAAAAUGCGGAGUCAGACCAUUAAGUGUGAAAAAUCCACCAGCAAAACUCUCGGUGUGCGUGUAUGUGGUAUGCAGGUUUACAAGAGGGACAAGGACCAAUUCCUGUUUCAGGACAAGUAUUAUGGACGGACACUCAACCCCGAAACAUUCUGUGAUACAUUGGAAGCUUAUCUGGACAAUGGGCAAGGCUGUCAGAUAUAUCAUAUACCCGUCAUUGUGCGUAAAUUGCGACGUUUAGCAAGAAUUGUCAAGACAAUGCAUGAUUAUCGAUUUUAUGCUUCUUCUCUAUUGAUGAUUUAUGAUGGAGCACCAGACAGUCUGAAGAAAAUCGAUGUUCGGAUCAUUGAUUUUGCAAACUGUGUGACAGCAGAUGAUGUACGCUUCAGAUCCAACCAGUUUACUUUUCCACCUCGCAACAAAAGUCCCGAUAAUGGCUAUUUAUUAGGCUUAAAAACGCUAGUAUUAUCGUUUGAGUGGAUCUAUGAAAAGAAUGGCGGUGACAUGGGAGAGCUGGCGGUGGAUGACAAUGUCUUUGCUGAUAUUUAUGAUGCAGCUAAUGAACAAGCUUUAGCUGCCAUCUUAAGCUGAGUAAAAACAUUUUUUUUUUC